Molecule: messenger RNA, 3360 nt
Organism: Stylophora pistillata
Lineage: Eukaryota; Metazoa; Cnidaria; Anthozoa; Scleractinia; Pocilloporidae
Biological process (GO): polyamine catabolic process
Molecular function (GO): oxidoreductase activity
Source: RefSeq, a predicted model, not a curated record
UUGGUCAAUCUUUCUGUUGUAUUCUUUCAAAGUUACAGACCAUCAAAAAGAUGAAAACCGGUACGAGCCACCUUAAUGUAAAUGGAAGUGAAUCUUUUGCAACAGAUGCUGAAUAAAUUUAGAAAUUUAUUUAAGCUGUUGGGGUGUUAAAAAAUUCUCUUGCGUCCUCUUGCGUCCACGUCGAAAAGUGUGUAUACCGAGCAUUACAAGACAAAAGGAAGAGCGAGGUAAGCGAAUUAUUUAGAAAAAUAGAGAUGGCAAAAUUUAUGGCCCGUGCAAAACUUGUGCCACGAACCUUUGUCAAUAGCCGACAUACCUUAGCAAAAAGACCUUCAACGCACCCCAACAAAGGUACUUGAUCAUUAAAGGUGGUGUUGAGGGGGUGGCGGUAGCGAAAAAUCUACAACGAAACUGGUGCUUCUUGGAAUCCGCUCAAGAUUACACAGGGAAACGUUUCAAAUUGAGGUCAUUGGCCGAAGUGAAGACAGAAGAAGGCGUGAGCUUGAUCCGCUGCUGUUGAACCAAGUUCUGUUUGGGGAACUAACCAAGACAGACUCUGCGAGGAAUUUUUACCAACUAAGCUGUUUUUAUAUAAGGGUGAGCUUAGCCAAGAUUGAAUUCGUAGUCAGUUUUAGGCGAAUUUGUGUGUGUACUGUGGUAUGUUCCACGUCCUUCUACUAAGUGACAGCUUUCAAUGUAGCGUUUUUCCUUUUUGACAGGGUAAUUUUGCUGACGAUAUACUGAGCACCGAGUUGUUGAUUCAGACGGAAAAGUUAAAUAUAUCGUGUUUACAUCAUGUCUGCGUGAAACAUAUGGGAGCAGCCUGAUGAAACAUAAAGUGACAUUUCAGGGGUCUGUUCUAAGAUUGGAGCUACAUCUGUAAAGUGCGUUUAGUGCCCUAUUUUGACUGUUUGGUCACCUUUAAUGCAGCUGCUCGAGAAGAAAAGUUCUUUCUCUUAUAGCUAUUGACUUCGUUGAACCGUAAUACCGGCAACCUAGGAAAAGAUCCAGUUCGUGACAAAAGGGGUGAGGGAGAGUAUUCUCAAAGUAUUUCUUUUUCCUUUUUGUUAUUUUUCACCCACAUUAUAUUUUAUUGGGUUAGUAUAUGAAAAAGAAAGAGAUAAACCAUUUUUUUAAACGAAUAUAAGAUUUAAAAUUCUUUUCAGCAGCAAAAAUGAUUGUAUGGCAAGUGUUCAGGUUUGGUAGUCUUGAGUUAUAUGUGUGAAUAUCAAGUCUUUUACAAUAUAAGCAAAACAUUGUUAGUGGAUCGAGGCACUUCAAAAGUAUAUUUGGAUUGCAGGAGUGGGAUUUACAGAAUGGAGAACAGUCCUAUAUGUCUAUUUCUAUUCGUGCUUCAACUGUUUUCUGCAAGAGACGUUGUUGGCCGACAAAUCCUUGACCGAAGAUCUGCGAAACGCCGGGCAAAGGUCUUGAUUCUCGGAGCUGGUGUUGCAGGAAUUGUUGCAGCAAAAACUCUGCAAGAAAAGGGCAUGAAUGACUUCUUGAUACUGGAAGCCCAAGAUUACAUUGGAGGACGUUUCAAACAGAAGUCAUUCUCAGGAGUAAAGCUUGAAGAAGGAGCGAACUGGAUCCAUUUUGCUGAUGAUGAUGAUAAUCCUCUAUGGAAUCUCAAAGAAAAACACAACCUGAGAGGGAUUUAUACUAACUACACUGAUGUAAUAAUGAGGGACGAACGAGGGCGAGACAUCACAGACCGCUACUUACUACAGCUGUUCGCUGAGGCCGAAGAGAAGCUCAUAAAAUUAUCAGAGAGAAAAUCUAACCAUCAGCGGCCAGAUAUGUCCGUGAGGGCCGCGCUAUCGAGUGUUGGGUGGAGACCUGACACCCCAUCUAAGAGGGUUAGUGAAUACUCCGUCCUGGACUUCGAGUUCGCUGAAAAACCAAAAAUGGAAUCGUUGACGGGCUUUGGAUCUCGUUCAGUCGACUUCUUUGUCGCUGAUCCACGGGGAUAUGGAAGUAUUUUCCUAAAGAUGGCCGAUAGUUUUAAAGACAAAAUCCUUUUCAAUAAGAUAGUGAAAUCUGUUUCUUACACCCGUUACGGUGUUAGAGUUAGCACCGUGGAUGGAGAGACAUAUAUUGGAAACUAUGGACUCUGCACGUUCAGCACAGGCGUGUUGUCAAGUGAUUCUGUGGGCUUCUCACCAAAACUUCCUCAGUGGAAAAUUCAGGCCAUUAACAAGAUUCCAUUGGCGCACUACACUAAAAUUUUCAUCAAGUUCCCUUACAAGUUCUGGGACAGCCAUGAAUUUAUCCUCUACGCUCACCGUGUUAGGGGGUAUUACCCAAUUUGGAUGGACAUCGAGGCACGCGACAUCUUACCCGACUCAGCCAUCCUGCACGUAACCGUCACGGGUGAGAUUAGCCUCAAAGUGGAGGGUCAGUCGGAAUCAGAAACGCUGAGAGAAAUCAUGACAGAGCUGAAGAAGGUUUAUGGCGCCAAAAUUCCAGAGGCUGAAGGUAUAUUCUACAGUAAAUGGUCCCGAAAUCCUUUUGUCCUUGGAUCUUAUGCAAAUGCCGAAGUAGGAACCACUGCUGCAGACUUCCACAACUUGGGUGGUAAAUUGGGCAAACUUUUUCGCUGGAGACUCCGUUGAUCCCCAUUGGUGGGGAUUUGCUCAGAGCUCUUACUUCACUGGGGAAAAGAAAGCAAAGGAAAUUCUGAAAUGCAUGAAUAACAACUGCGAAGUAUUUUGGUCGAAGACGAAUGUUGUUCAAGAAGUGUACACGAAUCCAUGAUGGACGCUGCAUUUCACUUCAAAUGAUAAGUCGACAAGUGUUUAUCAAACCUUCGGACGACCAUUUUAUCAAUGUAUAUUAAAUUAUUGAAAAAAUUGAAAGUGGCAGUUCUCUGUUUGCCCAUGAUGAGUUCUGUUGCGUCGUUUUGUGAGAUUCUUGGAACCAGUAGAAGAGCUUGGUGUCAAGUGUUUCCUUAAUAUUACUUGUUUUUUGAUUGACCAUCAUCACUUCGUAGUCAGUUUUGAGAUAAGAAAUAAACGUGAUUUCAAAUGAAAAUGAUCAAACUCUCUGUAAUUUUCAUUGUUAAAUAAAAUACUCUUUUAAACGCUGAAUAUUGAUACGUACUAAGGUGGCUAUCUGCUGAGUUUCCUUUUCGAAAGUUUUGACUGUUGGGAAUAAUAACAAUCCAAUGGCAGAAUUUGUUUUAGAAUUUGUUCAGAGAGGCCCAGUGGGCUACCCCUAGUCUUAAGGGGUACCUAUUUAAAGAAAAGGGUCCAAAAAUAAAGUAUGCUCCAAAAGGUGUUUAAACUUAUUUGUGUGGUCUUGUCCGUAAGAGAGCGACGAAGAGAAUGGCAAUUGAGGCGGUUAGAGGCUUUAAAUUUC